GUCGACGGCAUCCUGAAAACAGUGCUGCGGGAUGAGACCAUUGCUUGGCAUAAGAAGACCCAAGAGGAUACCUCCUCUCCACUCUCGGCAGCCGGGCAGCCGGAGAACAUGGACAGCCAACAGCUGGUGUCGCUGGUUCAGAAAGCUGUGACCGCCAUCAUGACCAGGCUCCAUAACUUGGCUCAGUUCGAAGGCGGCGAGAGCAAAGUCAACACCUUGGUUGCGGCCGCCAAUAGCUUGGACAACCUGUGCCGCAUGGACCCAGCGUGGCAUCCGUGGCUCUAGACGUCUCCUUGAAGGCUUGGACGAUAGCAAAGCCCAUUGAGAUAUGAUGAGGACCUUCAAGGCCCAUCACGGAUGGUUCUUCGCCCUGAUGUCUCCAGCAUGAUCAUGUUCCCAUGAGCUUGUUGUGUUUUUAGACUCUCAUCUCAAAAGUUCGGAUUCCUUCUUCCUCAUCACGCUGACAUCUCUCCGUUCCGAGGAAAUCAUCCAAAGCAGGAGUGGGGGUCUCCAACCUUGGCAAUUUGAAGACUGGUGGACUUCAAUUCCCAGAGUUGGCUGGCUGAGGAACUCUGGGAGUUGAAGUCCACCAGUGUCAAAAGUUGCCAAGGUUCCAAAGGACGAGAUUUGAACUUUUGCACGUCGGAAAACCAUCUCAUUUUACGCCGUGAGCAAGAAGAGCAGAGAUUUGGCUGGCUGAGGAACUCUGGGAGUUGAAGUCCACAAGCCUUCAAGGUUGGAGACCCCUGUUCCAAAGGACAAGAUUUGAACUUUGGCACGUUUGGAAAACCAUCUCAUUUUACGCCGUGAGCAAGAAGAGCGAAGACGCCGGUGAGAGUUUUGAAACUUGCCUGAGAUUCCUCGCCAAUUUGGGGGUUUAAAAAAAAAAAAAGAAUUAUUCCCCCUUCCUCGAGGAUACCGAUGUGCGGAGUUUUAUUUUUAAAAACUUUACUUUUUGGCCGGUGACAAAGACAGUUGAAAAAAAUCAUUUUUAAUCCAGCC
Molecule: messenger RNA, 1002 nt
Organism: Thamnophis sirtalis
Lineage: Eukaryota; Metazoa; Chordata; Lepidosauria; Squamata; Natricidae
Source: RefSeq, a predicted model, not a curated record